CACACACACUCGUUCCUGUCUGCAGCUGAUUCGUAGUUUUGCAGGAAAAGUCGCGAACGUGUUAAACUUCUGGAGCUAAUUUGAGUUUCUGCGACAUUUUUUUGGAUUAUUUUUUAUUUUGAAAGGUUCUGCUGCAGGAUUUGGAAACUUUCCAGGAGGUUCCUCUGACAUCAGGAGCAUCUUUGGCUCUUUGGAUCUUCAGGGUUCUGGUCCUGAUGUCUGCUCUGAUGGAGGAGCAGGAGAACCCUCUGCAGAGGGACUGUUGUGUCUCUGUGGUUCUACCAGGAGGCAUGGAGAAGAACGCCACCGUGCACGGAAGUAAGCCAGUGAUGGACCUGCUGGUGACCCUCUGUGCCAGUUACCACCUGAACCCGUCCGACUACACCGUGGAGCUUCUGUCCCCCAACAAGAACCUCAUCAGCUUCAAACCAAACUCCCCCAUCGGUUCUCUGGAGGCCGACAAGAUCCUCCUGAAGCCCAAAGGAGGAGGAGCAGCGGAGGAGAAGGUCCGCAGGCCGUACAUGCCCGAGGCCUCGGUCCGUCUGCUGAUAAACUACAAUAGGUCCCAUAAGGCGGUGGUGCGUGUGAACCCUCGGGUUCCUCUGGAGAACCUGCUGCCCAUCGUCUGUGAUAAAUGUGAGUUCCCGGUAGGAAGAACCGUUCUGCUGAGAGACUCUCAGUCCAGAACCACGCUGGACCUCACCAAGAACCUCAACGAGCUCGGACUCAGGGAGGUGUUCGCCAAGGACACGGAGGCUGGAGAACAUCAGGACAGGAACCAGGAAGCAGCAGAAACACCAACAGAGAACAUCUCACCUCCUCCACCAGAGGAGCAGAAGAAGAAGCAGAAGGAGUCCUCGGGGUUCCUCAGUCUGUUCAGGAGGAGGAAGAAGAGACCAGAGGAGGGAGCGAGGAGCAGCUCCUCCUCUCAGCAGGAGGUCAGGAUGAAGAUCUCUCUGUCAGCUGAAGGACCCAAGAAGAGACGAGCUCCUCCUCCUCCUCCAACCAGCACCUCCUCUCUGAGCCUCCACAACCACCUGAGCUCCUGCCAGGGAGCUCCACAGCAGAGGUCUGCAGAGUCCACCCUGAGGAGCACCAAGAGGAGAGCCCCACCUCCUCCUGCUCCUCCUCCUGCAGACAGCCAGCAGGAGCUGCAGGAGCUGCAGGAGCCUGCAGAGACUAAAGGGAGCUUCGGUUCUUUUCUCACCGUGGAUCAUCUGAGAGAGAACGAUGAGUACGACUCCUUCAGCCUCUCCUCCUCUUCAUCACCUCGUCCAUCACAUGCUCGCUCCUCUUCAUCACCACAUGUCCGCUCCUCCCCCUCCUGCUCCUCCUCUCUGCCUCGUCGCUCCUUCUCCCAGCUCCAGAACGUGGCCGACUCUCUCCGUGGUAAAGAUCUCUCUGACGCCCGCGAGGCUCUCGCCAAAGUUCUGACCUCCUCCGUCUCUAGAACCACGCUGGUGAAACGUUUGAAGAACUCCGCCACGUUCCCCAAGUUCCACAGCACCUCCUCCUUCACGCCGGCGACCAGGAGGUGCUCCGAUAACGGAGAUGACUUCUGCACCGAGCUGGAGUCGGUUCUCAGGUCCGAACUCCCCACGGAGAACGAGUGGAACGAUCCGCUGCAGAGGAAAGGGAUGACCACGUUCAAGGUGGUUCCUCUGAAGAAACAGACGAGUCCAGAACCAGAAACAACCCAGAACCAGAGACCAGGAGGAGCUGAGAACCCAUCAGAACCAGAAGAAACCAAAGACCAGAGAUUAGAAGAAGUUAAAAAACGAUCAGAACCAGAAGAAACCAAGGACCGGAGAUCAGAAGAACCUGAAAACCAAUCGGAACCAGAAGAAACCAAGGACCGGAGAUCAGAAGAACCUGAAAACCGAUCAGAACCAGAAGAAACCAAGGACCAGAGACUAGAAGAAGCUGAGAACCGAUCAGAACCAGAAGAAACCAAAGACCAGGGACCAGACGAGGCUGAGAACCGAUCAGAACCAGAAGAAACCAAGGACCAGAGACUAGAAGAACCUGAAAACCGAUCAGAACCAGAAGAAACCAAGGACCAGAGACCAGAAGAAGCUAAAAACCGAUCAGAACCAGAAGAAACCAAGGACCAGAGACCAGAAGAACCUGAAAACCCAUCAGAAGCAGAAGAAACCAAGGACCAGAGACCAGAAGAAGCUGAGAACCCAUCAAAACCAGAAGAAACCAAGAACCAGAGACUAAAAGAACCUGAGAACAGAUCAGAAUCAGAAGAAACCAAGGACCAGAGACCAGAAGAAGAAGUUUCUCCUGAGAGAAAUCCACCUGAGACUUUGGACAGGUCAGAACCAGAACCAAACCAGGACCAGAGAGGAGGAAGAGAAGGAGUUUCUCCUGAGACUGAAGAGGAUCCAGGUUCUCCUGACGGAUCAGAACCACCUUCACAGAGUCCAGAACCGUCUUCUGAGGAGAUCCAGGCUUCUCCUCCAGCAGGAUCUGGUCUCCCUGAGGACACGGAGGAGAACCAAGAAGAUACAGAAGAGGAAGAACCAGCAGAACCCCCCUGUGAGGUUCAGAUCCACUCAGAGGUGGAUCCUUGUGGUCCAGAAGAAGAAGAACCAGAACCAGAAGAAGAACCAGAACCAGAUGAGGAGUGUUUCCCUCCUCCUCCUCCUCCUGUCUUCUUUGAUGAAAUCUUGCAGGAGGAAAACCUGCAGACUCCUGGAUUCAAUGGUUCUGGUCCUAGUCUUGGUCCUGGUUCUGGUUCUGGUUCUGGUUCUGGUCCAUCCUCCUUUGCAGCUGCAGUAGCCCUGGCGGUCCAGAGGUCCCGUCUCCAGAGCAGGAGUAAAGGUUUUGGGCCCCCUCAGGCCCCUGGGGGCCCCCACAGCUCCCUGCCCUCCCCAACCAGAACCACCUACCAGUACGGAGCCUGACGGAGAUGUUUCCUCUCAGCUUUAACUCUCCAACACCAAACUCCAGAUCCAUAAAAGACUAAAAGACUAAAAGACUAAAGGACUAAAGGUCAGCUGACAGACGGACUGCACCACUUUUAUCACUUUUCUGUUUUAUAUUUUUAUCUUCAGACACGUUGUUGUCUCGUCUUCUGUUCAUUCUGUCUGUGAGACGCCAAACCUUCCUGUUUCUCCUUUAUUUUCCUUUAUUUUUCCUUUAUUUUCCUUUAUUUUUCCUUUAUUUUCCUUUAUUUUUCCUUUAUUUUCCUUUAUUUUUCCUCUGAUGACGACGUGCCAAAGGAACGCUCCGCUAAAAGCUUUUUAAUCUCUUUUUGUUUAUUCUCUGGACUUUUUUAUUAUUAUUAUUAAUUAUUAUUAUUAUGAUGCAGUUGAUAUUUUAGCCAGCAGGUGGCAGAAGAGCUCCGUUUCUAAGUGUCUGAGGCCUUUUUUCACUCUGCUGGUGACACGUUCUGUCUAAUUUAAAGAGAAAUAUUGUUUAUUAAUGACUCAGGAGCAUGUAUGAAUAAUAUAUAUAACUAAUAUUUAAAUGAGUGUCCAUUUAAAGGACAUUAUAUGAGAAUUGUUCAUGCAUUUGCAACAAUAAAACCGUCAUGUUGGAAGCUUCCAUUCAAUAAAUCCUUAUUUUAUCAUAAUAAAUCCUUAUUUUAUCAUAAUAAA
Molecule: messenger RNA, 3608 nt
Organism: Centropristis striata (black sea bass)
Lineage: Eukaryota; Metazoa; Chordata; Actinopteri; Perciformes; Serranidae
Product: cordon-bleu protein-like 1
Exons: 10
Coding region: 216-2912 (898 amino acids)
Molecular function (GO): actin monomer binding
Source: RefSeq, a predicted model, not a curated record